CGGUUUCCAUUCAUUCCGCUUCGUUUUCAUUUUUCAUUCAUUUUUCGUACCGAACGGACAUGCAAAGCGAGGUGCUCUGAAAGAACUGUUGAUUUGAACGGUGGCCUGCAGUAUUAUUUACUCAUUGCACUGAUUGGUUAUUGAGAAGUGCUAUAAGUGAAGGAAAGUCUUAUAGUUUGACACAAUGCAAGAUUCCUCGUACGUAAAACUGCAAACUUCCCAAGUAUUGUGAAAUAUCUUAGUGCACCUAGAUCAUCACGCAUUUUGGCAACGCAUGGAAAUGCAUGUAAUGAGUUUUGAUUACGUAUCACUCACUAUAGACUAUUGUUGUUCAAGUAAGCCUAGAAAGUGUGCAAUUCAGUGCUAUAUUCGACCGUAGGUGGUCGCAACAACUCGAUUGUGUCCCGUGUGUUUGGUAAUCUAAUCUGUGAGAAAUUGUUUAUGUGCUGGCACAUGUAUUGGCGUGUAUUUGAAUUUAUCGUGUUCACAGCAACAAUUAAGUUGGAUCCGCGUGGGAUCAGGUUAUCGUUAUAAUCGUCGUGCUUUUAUAAAAACGGAGGAAAUAAUCAUCUACCAAAAUCAGUCUGCUGCUACUAAGAUCAGCAAAUAUUUAAUGUGGGGAAAAUUGAGGUUUCGUACUUACGCCUAUAUUUCCAUGAUAUCGAAACUUUUGCAGUGAAAUGGUAUGUUAAACGAGAAGAUUCAUUUUGUGUAUGAUUCGCGGUUCCGUAGUUCAACAGUUCUGAUCUUGUUCGAGAUCGAGUAGGCACACCGUUAAAAAAAAAGCAAAUUAAACAGUGUCAAUGGAGGAAGCUAGUUUUUUGUUGACGGAAAUUCCAGGCGGUUUCAUAUCGCAUCGACCACAUACGAUAACCGGUGGGCAUCAUCACCGGUAUGCACCCUAUUCUGUUGUGUUACAUCAGCCACAUUUGCAACAGACCUCUGCCUCGCCGACAAUAUACACCAUCCCAUCACAUCAUUUGUCGCACCGUGCCCAUCCGCAUCUCCCACAUCCCGGACACCAUGCUCCACAUUAUCAUCAUAAUCUCCAUGGGACGAUUCAUUCUACAAAUCGCCCCAAGAGCCCGAACACUCCUCCUCCGCAACCCGUAGAGGAAGAAGGCACCCAUAUUGGACAUCUUUACCCAGAAAUACUUGCUAUGAUCUUUGCCAAGCUAAACGUCAAGGAUCGUGGCCGUGCCGCCCAAGUGUGCACCGUCUGGCGUGAUGCUGCGUACGCAAAAUGCUGUUGGCGAGGCGUCGAAGCCAGUUUGCACCUACGACGGCCUUCUCCGACACUAUUUGGGUCGUUGGUGAAACGAGGUAUCAAACGGGUUCAGGUGUUAUCGGUUCGACGUGCCCUGAAAGACAUCGUAAACGGCGUGCCGAACUUGGAGUCACUGAAUCUAAGCGGCUGUUACAAUAUCACAGAUAUGGCUAUCGGGCAUGCGUUUGCUGCCGACUUUCCUAACCUAAAGGAACUGAAUCUGUCGCUCUGCAAGCAGGUGACAGAUUCCAGCCUUGGACGCAUUACACAGCACUUGAAAAAUAUAGAGGUUCUAGAGCUCGGAGGAUGCAGUAACAUCACCAACACGGGUCUACUUCUCAUUUCGUGGGGUCUGAAGAAGUUGCGCCGGCUUAAUCUUCGGUCAUGCUGGCACAUCUCGGACCACGGUAUCGGACAUCUUGCAGGGCUCAGUAAGGAAACGGCUGAUGGAACACCGGCACUCGAAUACAUAGGGCUGCAGGACUGUCAGCGCCUUUCCGAUGAAGCGCUGCGACACAUUGCCCAAGGGCUCACUUCACUGCGAUCGAUUAACCUUAGCUUCUGUGUUUCCGUCACGGACAGCGGGUUGAAGCAUUUGGCGCGCAUGUCGCGUCUGGAAGAGCUGAAUCUGCGCGCCUGUGAUAACAUAUCGGACAUCGGUAUGGCGUACCUGACGGAAGGCUGCAACUCGAUCUCAACAUUAGACGUUAGCUUUUGUGAUAAGGUGGCCGACCAGGCCAUGGUGCACAUCUCGCAAGGUCUAUUCCAGCUGCGCUCUCUAAGCCUUAGUGCGUGUCAGAUCACGGACGAAGGUCUUUCUCGCAUUGCCAAAUCGCUGCACGAUUUAGAAACACUUAAUAUUGGUCAGUGCAGUCGUAUCACCGAUCGCGGGUUAGAAAUCGUUGCUGCAGAACUGAUAAAUUUACGUGCCAUCGAUCUUUACGGAUGCACCCGGCUUACGCCGAAUGCGUUGCAAAAGAUCAACCAAUUGCCGCGACUGUCCAAGGUUAAUCUUGGCCUUUGGCAUGUACGGUGAUGCGUUUAAGGACAUUAAAGGUUUUUUUAGCAGAGAGAUUUAAGGAUGAAUAAAAAUAAUAAAACAAAUGGCCAUCAUACUUUUUUGC
Anopheles merus is the source of this 2391-nucleotide messenger RNA. It is a transcript of the gene Ppa, whose product is annotated as F-box/LRR-repeat protein 14. Bases 804 to 2303 code for a protein of 499 amino acids. Gene Ontology annotation, biological process: SCF-dependent proteasomal ubiquitin-dependent protein catabolic process. The record is from RefSeq and is a predicted model, not a curated record. Gene Ontology annotation, molecular function: protein binding. The transcript has a single exon. Gene Ontology annotation, cellular component: SCF ubiquitin ligase complex. Lineage: Eukaryota; Metazoa; Arthropoda; Insecta; Diptera; Culicidae.